AUGGAGUUUGACCCAAUCUAUUCUGAUGCUACGGAGCUUGCCCAGUUAAUCCGGACACGCAAGAUAUCGCCCGUUACCGUCAUACAGGCCCACCUUGAUCGCAUCGCAACCACGAACCCCAAACUCAACGCAAUAGUCACAAUCAACGAGACAGCGCUUGAAGAGGCUAGAGCUGCUGAAGCUGCUCUCGAGUCUGGCUCCCAAAAAGUUGGCCCGCUUCACGGCGUGCCUUUUACGGUCAAAGACUCCAUCGACACGGCGAACAUACUCACACAGCGUGGCUCACCCAUCUUUCGCGGCCGGACGCCUGUGGAGGAUGCUGUGAGUGUUGCGCGCAUGAAGGCCGCUGGAGCGAUCAUACUUGCUAAGACGAACCUCCCUGAGUUUUCGUACUCGACUGAGAGCGACAAUCUUCUCACAGGCCGAACGAACAACCCUUGGAACUUGGACCGGACCCCAGGAGGCUCCAGCGGAGGUGAGUCUGCAGCAAUCGCAGCCGGCUUUUCUCCCAUAGGCCUCGGUACAGACCUCGCAAUCUCAGUGCGUGGUCCUGCAGCGCAGACUGGCAUAGUGUCACUCAAGCCAACACACGGCCGUGUGCCAAUGACCGGCGUGUGGCCACGUGAACCCCGACGCUUCUGGCAUGUUGGGCCUAUGGCACGUAGCGUCCGCGAUCUGAAGCUUGCGUUUUCGAUUCUUGCGGGUCCCGAUGGCCAGGACGCCUUUUCUACGAUUGGAGCCCGGCCUGACGCAGGUAUAGGCUCAUCUCCAGACCGACAACUUAGAGUCGGAUGGCUGACAGGACCUGGAUUCGGCCCUAUAGAUGGCGAAGUUCGGGCCACGGUUCAAGAAGCCGCAAAAGCACUCGAGUCUGCCGGUUGCGCCGUAGAGCCAGUCACAAUUGCGGCUCUUGAACGUGACUUUGCGCUUGACGUAUUUCUCCGUCUCCACGUCAAUGAGAUGAAGCCCGCGUUCGCAAAAGCUACAGCUGCGCAGCCAGAGGAGAGAAUUUUCAAAAUAUCUCGCAAUAUGCUCAGCACUCCCGAGACAUCAAUGGCUGAUUUCAUUGAUGCCGAACAGGCCGCAGACCGACUCAGGGAUGGCUUCGCACAGUACUUCGAGCGCUACGAUGCACUACUUUGUCCCGUUCUACCCAUUCCUGCUCACGAGCAUGGAGCGGAUAAGCUGACUAUCGAUGGGCAGACCGUGGACCCAACGUAUGUCAUGGCAGCGACCGUUCCGUUCAAUGUAACCGGCCUUCCAGCGUUGUCAAUACGGUUCGGCACAAGUCAGGAAGGUCUACCAAUCAAUGUGCAGCUUGUUAGUAGUUGGUAUGCUGAGUCAACGAUCCUGCAUCUUGCAUCGAUAAUGGAGAAUUUGAGCCCUGUGAAGGGCUUGCGUCCAGAUAUCUAG
Messenger RNA from Exophiala bonariae, 1413 nucleotides. RefSeq lists its product as uncharacterized. The record is from RefSeq and is a predicted model, not a curated record. Bases 1 to 1413 code for a protein of 470 amino acids. NCBI's taxonomy places the organism in Eukaryota, Fungi, Ascomycota, Eurotiomycetes, Chaetothyriales, Herpotrichiellaceae. The transcript has a single exon. Gene Ontology annotation, molecular function: catalytic activity.